UGGAACAUUUACCAAAUCUUAAAGAUGUCUAAUAAAGAUUAUUACGAGCGUUGGUUAAAAAUCAAAGAGCAACUCCGGCAAGCUCUUGCCGAAGAUGAGCGCAUUCAAGAGCUGGCCAUUCAACAAGUCGGCAUCAAACCACAGUCAACUGCUGUUGAAAUAGUUGCAAGGGUCUACUGUAAGUACUGUGAACUCUACAACAAAUUAUGCGACUGUUACGACCAAAUGGAGCAAGUACAAAGACGCACUUACAUUAAAAAAAUAAUCGACUCGAUCACAUGUAGGCUACUCGAACUCAAGUCUACAUUAGAAGAGGUAGAAGCGUUUGAAUUCACUUACCCAGAUAAUGCUUUACAACAACUGAUCAUGGUGCCACAAGAUGUCCAAGUAAUGUGUCCAUACUUUUAUCCAUUUGAGAUAAGGCAACAAGAAAUGCAGUACAUUAUUGACCAAGUAUUGAUAGCUGGAAACCGUCUUGGUGACCCCUCUCCAACAGCAUCUGAAAUAGAACGUAAAGAAGAGGAACGACUCGCGGAAGAAGAAAGGAUUAGAGAAGAAAAAGAAGCAGAAAUAAAAAGAAAAUUAGCAAUGGGUGAAGAUAUUGUCGAAUCAGUAGAAGAAGAAGUCCUGUCGCCUGAAGAACAAGAGGAAUUAAGAUUAAGAUUAGAAUAUGAGGGACACGUCAAUAACAUACAACGAAUGGAAAGAUCAAGAUUCGCUACAAGAGAAAGAAUUCGUAAGAUUAACAAAGAUGCCAACUUAUAUCUGGAAUUAUCUGGAUUAAAAAAACCUCCUGCAAAAGAAUCUCUUAGGAUUAGAGCAGCAAAAUUUAUUCAAAUGGCUUACAGAACAUUUAUGCAAUUGAAACGAGACCAUGUUCGAGAAUAUAAAUUAAAGCUAAAAUUAGGUAUGAUAAUUCCUGCCAGCGCACCCGUAUCUGCAAAAGUAAAACUUGAAGAAGUGAAAGCACAGCGGCGUAAAUUUAGGCAUAAGUAUUACGAAAAAUUUGUAGAGGAAAAUUUGAAAGAAAACGCUCGCGUUUUACGACUGCGAGAAGGGGAUAUUAUGGAGGAUAUAUCCGCUGAAAUUAGACAAUGGCUACGAGAGUGGUAUAAUUCUGUACGCCUUUUUGAUGAAUAUCCCUGGCCAGACGAAGGAGGUUCAAUCCUUAUUGUAAAGGGUGAAACAUUUACAAUAGAAGAAUUUAUUGAAUGGAAAACAGCUGAAGAAAAAAGAUUGAAAGCCGAAGCAGGUGCACCGAAAAGUAAAGAACAAAUAAAAGCAGAAAAGCUUGCCGCUAAGGAAGAAAAAAAGCGGUUGGAAUUUGAGGCUAAGGAAAGGGAGAAAAAGCGACUUUUAGACUACAAAAAAUCUCGUCUUAAUCCAGACAAUGAUCCUGGUGUGUACAUUUCUAUUGGCAAAAUGAUAGAACCUUUUAGAGAGGCAUGGGAAUUGUACGAAAAUCAAUGGAAAUCAUUCGAUACCGCUGAUGCACCUUUGGAUGUUAUGAAAGGCUAUAUCAAGCAACUGAUUACUGAAACUGCAUAUCAGGAUGUCCAACUGAAGUUGCGACCUAUCGUGGAUGACAUGAUGAGGUUAGAAUUAAACUUACUGAAGAAUUCCUUGAAAACGGAUUACAACCAAGCAGGAAUUGCUAAGCCACCACAAAGUAUGAAGCGAAAGAAACCCAAAAAAGUGAAACCUCCUAAGCCAGAUAAGGUGAGUCCCGAAGCAAUGUUCCAAGCUCUGGUGGAUGAGGGUAUAGUGCGAAAAUAUCCAAAGACGUCACUCGACGAUUAUUGGGGAGAUUUGAAUUACGCUGCAGCUGAUAUGAGAGCUAUAUUAUGGACUCCAGCGUUCCCUCUCGCCUCCAUGGGUGACGUUAGAGAGCAAGUGAGAACGCGAUGCUUAUUAACUUUAGGAUGUGAGUGCCCCAACGCUGUACGUGCGCAAAUGAUUGUAGGGCCAAAAGCAGCUGGCAAAAGAACAUUGAUUUAUGCUAUUGCAUCUGAGACUAAUUCAAUUUUAAUCGAUCUCUCGCCAAUGAAUGUUUAUAACAAGUUCCCGGGCCCCAAAAACAUGAAAACGAUGUUCCAAUACGUAAAUAGGAUCAGUCGACUUAUGCAACCUACUGUCAUUAUGGUUGACGGGGCGGACAAAAUGUUUUACAAAAAAGUGCCGAAAGAGGAAAAGAUGUUUGACCCGACUCGUCUUUCAAGAGACUUCUUCAAAGAGGUCAUAAAACCCUUGCAGCCUGUUGAUAAAAUAUUAGUUCUGGGGACGGCUACAGAGCCGUGGAUGGCUAAAAAUGCCCAAUUGUACAAAAUAUUUCCUUCGACGAUUAUGAUACCGAUGACUGACUAUGGAAGCAUAUCGUAUAUUCUAACAAAGGUACUUAUGAAGUUCCAUGGGGUAAAACGUGACUUUAACGUGCAUAGUGCUGCGCAGGUAUUAAGGGGGUAUGAUAUAAACUCAAUACUUAAAGCAAUAGAGACUUUGAUGAAUGGUAGACGCGUGGCGGAGUUGUACCACAAGCCUUUGGACCCAUUUGAGAUCGUGUGUUCAGUGCUUGAGCGUGAAAGCUCCAGCUAUACUGGCCUCGAGGACAUCGAGAUGUUUCAGAUGUGGUACGAGUCUUACUCUCCCUGGGGCCAGAAGUAUAUUGACUAUAUGCUUAUGUUGGACUCGCAACUCAGAUACAAAUUGAAGGCGGAUCAGAAGAAGAAAGGUAAAUGAGCAAUUUGUAACUUCUCAAGCAAGUAGGUUUGCCAUUGUUCUUUCUUAAUUUCUGUGUUAUCAGCUUUGCCAAA
Molecule: messenger RNA, 2810 nt
Organism: Ostrinia furnacalis (Asian corn borer)
Lineage: Eukaryota; Metazoa; Arthropoda; Insecta; Lepidoptera; Crambidae
Product: dynein regulatory complex protein 11
Exons: 1
Coding region: 25-2736 (903 amino acids)
Molecular function (GO): ATP binding; ATP hydrolysis activity
Source: RefSeq, a predicted model, not a curated record